Diuraphis noxia (Russian wheat aphid) is the source of this 2727-nucleotide messenger RNA. RefSeq lists its product as uncharacterized. Gene Ontology annotation, biological process: mitotic DNA replication checkpoint signaling; mitotic G2 DNA damage checkpoint signaling; activation of protein kinase activity. Lineage: Eukaryota; Metazoa; Arthropoda; Insecta; Hemiptera; Aphididae. The record is from RefSeq and is a predicted model, not a curated record. Gene Ontology annotation, molecular function: anaphase-promoting complex binding.
UCACUUUGUUAGACCUCCWCAACUACUUGCACUCUACCAAAUUCCUAUGCGAUUACUGAUGACGAUUAUUUAAAUAUUCAAUAUUUAUGUAGUACACACUAUCCGCGUAGGUAGUAUGUGUAUUGUGUUUGAACUGUAUUUAAAAUUUUCGAAUUAUUGAUUUUCAACUAUAUUGGUUUUCGAUCUAUUAAACUGUAAUUUACAAUUCACAAUAAUGAAAUCUUCAAAUAAUAGUAAGACAAAUAUAGAUGAAAUAAGCAGAGAAACUCAACGACUAGUUAGUGAUAGUCAUGUGCGUUUACCAUAUCAUAAACCAAAACAAAAGUCAUUAAAAGACUUUCUUAACAGACAGAAACAAUCAACUGAGUAUCAAGCAUCUUUAACAGGUUCCAAAAAAUUACUGCAUAAAGCAUGGGAAUUAAUUGAAAAUAAAGAACAAACUGUUGAAAAAUUUUACAAUGAAGAGAGUGUCCAAGAAGAAAACAACAGAGAAGUAUCUUUGGAUACUAGUAAUACUCAAGCAGAAAAUAAUUUUUCUUUAAAUGAUAAAAACUAUGAUAAAGAAAUUUCUCUUAAUGAGAACCAUAACAAUAGUUUAUUUGAGUUUAAUGAUGAUGAAGAAAACGUUGACACCAAUUCAAAUAUAGCAAGUGAAUUAUCAUCUGAAGAUGAAACAAUUGAUGAUGAUGAUGAUGAAGAUACUGUUACUGCGGAUGAUGAUGAUGAUGAUGACAAUUCUAGGCAAGAGAAAAGCUUGAAUACAGAAAAACAUCUUUUUGAAGAUGAAACAGAGAAAGACACUGAAGACCAAUUAAAAAGAAAUGUAGCUAAGACAUUCAUUGAUGAUGAAGCGGAGUUGUCUGAAUUAGAUUGUAGUUCAGAUGAUGAAGRCAAUCGACCUAAUAAUUUUAUUGAUGAAGAAGAAGACGACGAAGACUGUGAAAUUGAAUUUUCUAAGAAAAAGAAACGUAGAUUAGUUUUAUUAUCAGAAAGCAGUGACGAUGAUAUGAACAAUAAAGAUGAAGAUCAUUUAAACACAGAUAUUCAGCUAAUAACAAAUAAUUUAUCACCUUUAUUCAAUGAUUCUGAAGCUAUUGUCUCUACACAACAACUGAUGGGUUUUUGUUCUGGACAAUUUCAAUCCCAACAAUCGGAUGCUAAGGGAGAUAAUAAUCAAGAAGUAGAUGAUUUUGAAGAUAAUUUUGAAGAUAAUUUUGAUUCUGAAGUUGCACAGAAUGAUACUGACAGUGUUACAAAUGAAAAUGAUGCUGAUGAUGAUGUAUCUCUCAAACUAGUUUCAGCUAAAGACUUUUUUGAUGAUGAAGUUACUCAAAAUGACACUUAUAGUAUAACAAAUGAAGAUGAUGCUGAUGAUGAUAAUGUGUCUCUCAAACUAGUUUCAGCUAAAGACCUUUUUAAUGACGAAGUUUCUCAAAAUGGCCAUGCCAAUAUUACAAAUGAAGACGAUGAUGAUAAUGUGUCUCUCAAACUAGUUUCAGCUAAAGAUUUUUUUGAUGAUGAAGCUGAAUUAUCUGAAUCAGACUGGAGUUCUGAUGAUGAAGAUAGAUUAGUUGGUUUAAAUGACAAACUGGAAGAAGAAGAAGGGGACAAAGAUAAGCUGGAUGAAAACCUUGUUAAGGAUGGAUUAGACAAGAUAUAUAUGCGCCAGCUUUUAGACGAUGAUAAACAGCAAGUAACUGCACUUAAAGAAAUGCUUCUUGAAGAUGGUGAAUUAUAUUCAGAAUCCAACAGAAAAAGAAAAUUUCAGUGGGAUGAUGCUGAUCAAAAUGAUGUUGCUCUAAAGAGACCGUUAUUCUCAGACAAUGAAGAUGAUAAUGAGGAUGAUGUUUUAAGUGAUGAGGAAAAAACGGAACAUUGGAGAAAUGAACGUUUCAAGCGUGAAUCUUAUCUAUCAGAAAAAAAUAAAUAUUCUGAUGAGGAUGAAAGCUGUGAAGAUGAAGAAUCAAGAAAUAUUUUACAAACAUCUGUAUCAAUUGUGAAAAAAACUCAUGUUGUUAAGUAUAAAAAUGGAAAAAGUAUGUUAAUAUCAAAGACAUCUGAUACUGAAAAAAUAAAUGAAUCAACACAGUUAAAUAAAAUUAUUGAUGAAUCUGAUCCUAAUAGUCAAACUUUAAAUACAAAUUCAAAUGAUACAACAAAAACAAAUAAAAUAACAACCAAUAAUUUUGUUGACCCCCAAAUUGUGAAUGUACUCGCAUCAAAACAUAUUAAAUGUAUAAAAGGGUCAUUCAUGAAACGUUCUAGUGACAAGUUGACUAACGCAUUAUUGUUCGCUAAUAAAAAAAUAACUAAUAAUGAUGGAACAAGCUCUAAGCAAUAUGAAGAAAAGAAAGAAAUGAAGUCAUUGAGUACAAUCACAGCUACUGCUACCAGUAAUCCUUUUGCAUAUUUGAUGAGAAAUGAAAAAAAAAAUGAAGUCAGUGUUGAUUUAAUGGAAAUAGAGAAAACAGAUAAUAGCAUCAAUCUUAGUAAAACAUCUAUCAAUGUUAAAACAUCCUCACAAAUUCAUCAAGAGAAAAGUCAACAAACAGUCAAACUCAAUAAUUUAACUAAUAGCAUACUGAAACAAUUUGAAUAAUAAAAUUAUAAUUUACACCUUUUUCAAUAGUAAUAGGUUAAGAUAGUAUUUUAAUCUUAAGUUCAAUAUAUUACACCAAAUUAUUUUACUAAAAUAAAUACAUGUAAUAUACUUAAUUUGUAAUUAUA